AGAUCUGCAAAACCACAAAGACAAGAGGAAAUUGAUUACUCACCUCGAACAUCCAUGGCCGACUCACUUAGAAGUAAAUCCUGCAUCCAGGGGAACAGGCGGCAGACCAGCCGGCUGCAACAGCGCGCCCCGGCGUCCUUGCAAAUCGGCGCUCCCUCUUCCAAUUGGAACCUGGCCAUUCCGCUCCUGUCCCCUCUCGACUCUUCGCCGACGUCUUCGAAGUUGGUGACCGAUCGGACGGUGGAUAUGAAUUCCAGAGAGGAGUCGAGGCAGCAGGGCGCGGAGCCGGAGAAGGUGGUGCUCAAGAAGUGGCAGCACCCGCCCUUCGGCUACGAUCCUGCUCCGAGGGUCCGACCCUUUGUGCCCGUAUAGCUGGAAUAUGUUAUAUGGACUCUCUUUGGUCCUAAAAAAAAAAUAGGAAAAUUAAUAUUGCAUGAUUGACAAAUAGUAUUUACAUCUUACGUACGUACGGUAUGUGCUGUGAAAGCUUUUUCUUUUUUUUUUUUUGUUUGUGGUUUUAUCGAUCAACAUGACAUGUGGUUGUACAAAUACUAUACUAAAUAGAAAUUAAUGUAAUUUAGCUGACCAGGCAAAA
Molecule: messenger RNA, 595 nt
Organism: Carya illinoinensis
Lineage: Eukaryota; Viridiplantae; Streptophyta; Magnoliopsida; Fagales; Juglandaceae
Exons: 1
Coding region: 55-372 (105 amino acids)
Cellular component (GO): nucleus; cytoplasm
Source: RefSeq, a predicted model, not a curated record